AAAGCAUCACACUGAAAUAUCGUCGUUUUGCAUUGAGAGGCUCCACCUUUCAAGAGGUUCUGUGACCUCACUCGUGGGCUGGAUUGCUAGGGUGGGAUUUCCAAGCUUUCGAAGCGCUGUAUUUUAUGCCUGAGCCUGUCUAUCUUUGGAUCUGCGUGCGUUUAACAGUAGUAAAGACGGAUUGGCUGAAUAGUUAACUGUAUAUAUUGUAGACUGGAUCUUUACAUCUGCAUGUCUCCAACUGGAAUAAAUAAUUGAGGAAUGUGGAAAUUACAGAAUGCCCAACAGCGUUGGAAAAAGAUUUAAACCCACCAAAUACAUCCCGGUCUCUACUGCUGCUACUCUUCUUGUGGGAUCCACCACCUUAUUCUUCGUUUUUACGUGCCCCUGGCUGACCAAAGCAAUCUCCCCCGCUGUGCCUCUCUACAAUGGUGUUGUCUUCCUCUUUGUGCUGGCCAAUUUCAGCAUGGCCACUUUCAUGGACCCCGGGAUCUUCCCCAGAGCGGAUGAGGACGAGGACAAGGAUGAUGAUUUCCGGGCACCGCUCUACAAGAACGUGGAGAUCAAGGGAAUUCAGGUCCGGAUGAAGUGGUGUGCCACCUGUCACUUCUACAGGCCGCCUCGCUGCUCACACUGCAGCGUGUGUGACACGUGUGUGGAGGAUUUCGACCACCACUGCCCCUGGGUGAACAACUGCAUUGGACGCAGGAACUACCGUUACUUCUUCCUGUUCCUGCUGUCUCUCAGCAUCCACAUGGUGGGCGUGUUCUCCUUCGGCCUGCUGUUUGUGCUGCACCACAUGGAGCAGCUAGGCACCCUGCACACCACCGUCACUCUGAUGGUGAUGUGUAUUGCCGGGCUCUUCUUCAUUCCAGUUGUGGGCCUCACAGGCUUCCAUAUGGUUCUUGUAGCCAGAGGUCGCACCACUAAUGAACAGGUGACGGGCAAGUUCCGCGGAGGAGUAAAUCCCUUCACGCGGGGUUGCUGUGGCAACAUCAAGUAUGUCCUUUGUGCUCCCCUGGCACCCAGGUACACGGGUGUAGAUCCAAGGAAGAAGUCUCCUGUCUCCAUCCAGCCCCCCUUCAUCAGGCCUGACCUCUCUGACAAACUGAUCAGCAUCAGGGUCAACGACAACGGAAUUCACACCAGCAUCCUCCGAUCCAAAUCCAAGAUCAGUCUGGAUGGCCUGGCCCUGGAUGAGAAAGGUCUAGACACCCAGCCACCAUUGCCCCCCAAAGCUGACCGCUACACCCAGCUGAAAAGCCAGCUGACAUCCAGUGAAGAUAGUUCCUUGUCUGGCAAGACCCACCCUUCCACCCCAGCCAUGUACAAGUACCGGCCUUCGUUUGGCACCAUCCCCAAAGUCCACUAUCAUGCAGCAGGGGAGAAGAUUGAAAUGCCAGAUAAGACAUCAGCCAUCUUGGAGGAGGGCCGCUGCCAUGUCGACUACCGCUCAGAGCCCAACCUGGACCUGCCCGACUACCGUAACGCCCCUCUCCACCGCGCCUUCCAGUCCUCCCCACUGCAGCUGGACUCGUACCCCGUCAACUCCCGCUCCCUGAGCCUGAAGCAGGCCCAUCAGCGCAAGGACAAGAGCCAGCUGCCUGAGACUGUCACCUCCACCCCCUAUAAGAGUGUCUUCUCCCCUAACACACUUUCUAGCCGCAACGGCAGCCUCUCUUACGACAGUCUGCUCAACCCCAGCAUCUCUCCAGCCCCAGUGGCUGAGUGCAUGGCCCAUCCUGGUAUGCCCUCGGUAGGCAUUCACUCUCCCUACCUGCCAACCAAAACGUGCCAUGUGCGGGGGCCUGAACUGCAGAGCCAGAGGCAGCAGGUCCCCCCCAGCUUCAGCCCCGUGUUGGGCUCCAGGGGGCUGGGGAUGGGCAGGAGUCAGUCCCCACACCCCCAGGACCGGGACCCGUCGCCAGUGCGCUACGACAACCUUUCCAAAACCAUCAUGGCUUCCAUCCAGGAGCGUAAGGAGAUGGAGGAGAGGGAGAAGUUCCAGCUGCUGCACCAUGGGGGGCACUCCCAGGCUCAGGACUCGGGCAUGUUUGACAGCCCCAGUGGGUAUGGCCUGCCUCCCAGCGCCUGCUACUCAGAUGGGCCCCGGGGCCCGAGCUCCAGAGGACCCACGCCUCCGGCCUACGGGGGCUCCAGGGACAACCUGAUGGGGGUGGGGGUGGUGAACUACGGGCCGCGGACCCCCAUGCUGCGCUCCUCUGGUGGCUCCUCACUGGUGCGUGCCCCCAGGAACUCCUCUAGCUCCUUGCACACUGACAGCAACAUGCAGGGAAGCAGGGCACCGGAGGCCCCGUACCGCUCCCCAGCCCACCAACCCAACCACUCCCCGGCUAUGCCCCACUCACCCUCCUAUACCCACCAGAAACUCUCCUUCAUCCAUGCCCUGGAGAGGACAGACUCACCCCGCCUGGGUGGCCCAAGAGAUGCCAUGAUGCAAAGUAAAGUAAACGGCCAAACGGACUACCAUCUAGGGCCCAACGGCUCCAGUGCCCAGGGUACUCCUAGUCGCCAUAGUAAUGUCAAAAAAGUGACCGGGGUGGGUGGCACCACCUAUGAGAUAUCUGUUUAAGAGGCCGGAGGCCCCGGGCGCCAAACAUCGGAGGCAGCAUUGUCAUGGAAACAACCUCCAAUGACGACGACAACAACAUCCACAAGCGUGCUAGGGGAAAGAGGAUUCAUUUCUUUCUUCUAGCUUUUUGGGGGAUUACGACCCACCAGGGGUGCACAGCACUUCCUACUUGGAAAUGAUCGUCCGUUCAGAACUCUCCUCUUACCGGGCUUGGCCCCGUGCGUACAUCUGUGUUUUGGAGCAGCGGAUUGGGAUCUGUGUGUGGUGUGAAAAGAGCAAUGUAAACUUAAAGAGGGCUGAUGUGUGUAUUGAGUGUUGUGUUGUUGAAUAAUGUGGCUUGUUGUGUUGGUUAUCUGUGGACAGUCUGAAUCAGACAGAAAUGUGUUGUGUGCAGCGUCUGUCUCUUGCGAUGUAGGUGCUGUUAUGUUUCAUCACACUCACUAAACACCCAACCGGACCACAAAGACCUUAGCACCCGGACAUGCAUUCAGAUAAACAACAUCCUCUACAAUAGAAACAGUAUGGAUGGCAGUUUCCAUCCUAAUAAUCCAUUCAUACAGCAGUACCGUCAUGGAUCCAAAGCAUACUGGAUCACAGCUAUGUUUUUCCAUAUCCAGUCCAAAUGACCACACCGGUCUCAAUCGUCAACAUGCCAGCCAUUACGGAGCAGCACGUCCAGAUCACAAACCGCAGUCGGCUUUAGAUCGAUACAAUAUCGAUUUCACUUCAUACUAUUGUUAUGCAGAAACAACACGAGAUCAGCCAAACGGAUAUGAAAUUGAAAUACAGUGGUGGCGUUGCACUUAGAGGCCCUGGUCUUAAAUGUCUCUGUUUUUACAUUGAUCCUUUUGAGUUUUGAGAUGUUUUAGUGUACUUGGAGUACAGCAGCAUAUUCAGCUCAAGUUUGGUUGAGCUCCAGUAUUUCCCUAUAAGCUACCGUCUGUAUGUUAUCCAUCUCUCAUGGACAAAAAAAACAGGACGUAAACCAGUAAGUAUAACUGUUCCGAAAGAUCAUUUUAUCUCUGGGUAACCAAUAUUAGUACAUCAUCAGCAACAUACUGUAUAUGCCCUCCUGACAGUGUGAGCAUGGUGUUACAGUGACCCAAACACGCAAACCUGUGGUUCUGUGGUGCCUGUUAUCUGGAACCAGUUCUGAGUACCCCAUCAAAACUGUCCUCACUAAAUUCUGAGUACCCUGUCAAAACAGUCCUCAUUCAAUUCUGAGUACCCCGUCAAAACAGUCCUCACAACAUUCUGAGUACCCCGUCAAAACAGUCCUCACAACAUUCUGAGUACCCCGUCAAAACAGUCCUCACAACAUUCUGAGUACCCCGUCAAAACAGUCCUCACAACAUUCUGAGUACCCUGUCAAAACAGUCCUCACAACAUUCUGAGUACCCUGUCAAAACAGUCCUCACAACAUUCUGAGUACCCCGUCAAAACAGUCCUCACAACAUUCUGAGUACCCUGUCAAAACAGUCCUCAUUCAAUUCUGAGUACCUCGUCAAAACAGUCCUCAAUAAAUUCGGUACCAAUCCUGCAAGCUUGGCGCAGGCCGUGCACUGCCUAAACAUCUGAUAGGAAAAUUAUUAUUUUGGUUACUUAGCUUUUUUCACUGGUCCAUCCAUAAUGCGUUACGUUAAAGCCAUGUACACUUGUGUUAUGUUUUGUUAUGAUUCAUAUCGUGUGGGAAACCUUUAAAAGCAGACAAAGUCUUUAGCUGUCAUAAAAUGAAGAAAACUCACCCAUUGUUAUAUUUUGUAUUUUUUUAUUGGUUUGUUUUUUUAUAUACCCAACCAUUUGAAAAUGUUUGAUACAUCUCCCUUUUUUACAGACACUCAAGCAGUGGUAUGGAAUUGGUGUUUGUAUUUCGAGUGGAUUUUUUGGGUAGAUAAUUUAUACCAUAAAUACAGGAAUAGCAUUACUCUUGCAGGGAAGGGUUUGUUGAAUUUUGCGGUGUAAAUGUUAUUGAUGAAACUGUAGUAGUAGUUAAAAAACGAAUUGGUGAAAAAGACUUAACCUGUUACAACUCAGGGUAGUCCUGGAUGUCUGUCUGCUCGUCCACAACACCAACAGACUUCAGACUGAAGACAUUCGUUCAAUUUCAGCAGCUGUCUGGUACAGCAAAUCAAAACAUAAGGAAAAUCACAUACAUUCAACUAUGGGAAAGUUGUUUUUUGUCAUUCACUGAAGAAACUAAGAUUUAGUUUGAUAUAUACACAUUUUGUUCAUUAAAAAAAUUCACUGAUCAAA
This is a messenger RNA of Esox lucius (northern pike), 4846 nucleotides long. RefSeq names its product zinc finger DHHC-type palmitoyltransferase 8b (gene zdhhc8b). Lineage: Eukaryota; Metazoa; Chordata; Actinopteri; Esociformes; Esocidae. Gene Ontology annotation, biological process: protein palmitoylation. Bases 278 to 2593 code for a protein of 771 amino acids. The record is from RefSeq and is a predicted model, not a curated record. The transcript has 11 exons. Gene Ontology annotation, molecular function: palmitoyltransferase activity.